AUGGCGAACGUGGAAAAUUCACCUGCUGCGGUAAGAACUUCUAAUAGCGACAAAAUACAAGUAUUAUAGGGGCAUCGGACAGAAAGGGCGCGCUGUUCGCAAUCUAGCCGAAUUUCUAGGCCGCGAAGUAAUUUUCCACUGAAAACGUGGCCUAACUUUUCAAACUCGGCCCCGAGGUCGCUCAAUUUGCAGUGCAAAAAGAGUUUCUCAACAGAGCGCCAUUUCUGUGCGGUACCCCUAUAAUAUAGGCUACUUUUGGUGCAGGACGGUAAACGAUUCAUUCAUUACCGAUUUGGAGAGGAGUUCCAGCAAAAAUUAUUGUCAUCUUCCGCCGCAGUUCCAAUACGCUUCAGUUCGCAUUCUACUAUAGGAUCGAACAUUCAUGGCCUCAAUUCAAUUACUCUGCAUCAAGGAUCUGUCGAACCAGUUACAAUGCUCGGAUCAUACCGUCUUUAUAGCAUGCGGUUCUGUCCAUAUGCGCAACGAGUUCUCAUAUAUCUCACAAAAAAAAACAUCCCGUAAGAAUAUUCGUUCUCCCCCCUACUCACAUUUUCCAUUUUUACAUAACAGUGUGGAAAUAAUCAACGUAAACCCAGAUAGAAGCCCAUCUUGGUUUUUGACAAAGUCCCCUCUUGGUCGGAUACCUGCAUUGGAAAUCAAUCGAAGGGUAGUGUGGGAGUCGAACGUUAUAGUUGAAUUACUUGAUGAACUAUUUCCUACGAAUUCUAUACUCCCUAAAGAUGCGUAUGAAAAAGCACAUCAGAAAAUUAUAAUGGAACGCUUGUCUUCUGUUUGUUCCCGAAACGGUUAACCUCAAACUUUUUUCUUCAGCUUAUCAAUUGUUUGUUCGAAUUCUAUAACUCUAAAAAUCAAACAUCUCAACAGCAGAAUGAUAUUAACGUUCACAUCGCUCUUCGGAACGCAGAAAUCCUUCUUCGGGAUGCAUUUUAUGGUGGUGAGCUACAAAACGUUACUACUUUGAAGCAUUUUCUGUCAGAAAUUGACUGUGACAAGUCUGCAGUUUUUAAAAAUAAUGUUGAAAAAUUCUGAAAUGGAACUAGCGACUCCAGAGCAUUGUGGCAAAACGGAGUUUAAACGUUUUUUCUUAGGCUGGCUCUUCGCCAACCUUUUCGCAAUUUAGUUAGCGCAAAUGCAGCAAUGUCUUGACACCCCGUGUCUCGUCAUGGCCCGGUUCAUUUACACUAUGUCAUUACUCACAGGCAGGAAUCCGGGUUAUGCUGAUUACCUUAUUUGGCCAUUUUUGGAACGGCUUCAACUGCUUACGCUGAGCCAAUCGUCACAGUUUCGAUACUUCCCCGGUAUACAUUUUCCGAAGAUGGGUGCAUACAUGGCACGAAUGCAGAAUGAACCAGAGGUGAUUUUAUGUCCACUAAUUCUUAGACAUUGUUGAGCUUGCAAGUUUCAGAUAAAGUUCACCUUACGACCACUCAGUCAUCAUAAAUCUUAUUUUGAUAGUAUUUCGAUCGGAAAGCCAAACUACGACAUUGGAACUUAUGAUCAGGAAAAGUCGGUAAAAAUCUCACAAAAUUUGAAACUACGUUUUACAGGCUUUAUUUAUGA
Caenorhabditis sp. 36 PRJEB53466 is the source of this 1581-nucleotide messenger RNA. Lineage: Eukaryota; Metazoa; Nematoda; Chromadorea; Rhabditida; Rhabditidae. The record is from the annotation of a GenBank genome assembly.